AUGCCGCGUCCAGCCUUUACGACCAAGCUGUCGCUGCCGGUCCGCCUGAAGCACAACAACAGCACAAACUCGGCACCUACGAGCGUCCCCACCAGCCGCGCCGUGAGCCCCAGACGCGCCGCAAUGAACGAGAACAGCAAGCCUGGCCUGGUGCUGCGCGCCAAUGUUAUUCAGGGCCGCAACCUCGCUGCGAAGGACAGGAGCGGCACCUCUGACCCUUACCUUGUCCUGAACGUCGGAGACGCGCGCGAAGCCACGCCACCCAUCAACAAGACCCUGAAUCCAGAAUGGAACACCACGCUCGAAUUCCCCAUAGUCGGCACGCAGAGCAUGCUGCUCGAGGCUUGCUGCUGGGACAAGGACCGCUUUGGAAAGGACUACAUGGGCGAGUUUGACGUCAUAGUCGAGGAUGUCUUCCAGAGCGGACAAGCAGUGCAAGGGCCCAAGUGGUUCCCACUCGAGUCGAGGCGUACUGGAAAGAAGAAAGCAGUGGUCACGGGCGAAAUCCAGAUCCAAUUCUCCCUCGCCGACGCGAGCAAUCCCAAUGCCUCCAACGACGAGCUCAUCCAGAAGCUCAUGGCUUUCACCUCGCAGACGCCCAGCCCCGACGAUGACGACGACGAAUUUUUGCUCCGAACCGAAAGCGCAGAGAACGAUGAAGAGGCCGACGAGGAAGAAAGUUCAGACGAGGCGUUCGACGAGAGCAAGAAGGCAGAGAAGAGAGAGAAGCGGCGCAGAAAGCUUCGAUUGGCAAGACUGAGAAAGAAGGCGAACAAGCUCCGCAGCUACGAGUUCUCGGAGAAGACUGAGGUGGCGGGUGUGCUUUUCUUGGAGAUUAGCAAGGUCACUGAUCUGCCUCCUGAGAAGAAUGGCAAGUGCACGUUCACUCGCACCUCUUUCGACAUGGAUCCGUUCGUCGUCACCUCGCUCGGAAAGAAGACUUAUCGCACAAAGACCAUCCGCCAUAACCUGAACCCCGUGUUUGACGAGAAACUCGUUUUCCAAGUUCUCAGGCACGAAACAAACUAUUCGGUCAGCUUCACAGUCAUAGACAAGGACAAGUUCUCUGGCAAUGACUACGUCGGAACAGUCAACUUUCCGGUCGAAAAGGCGGUUUCCGUGGCCCCCGAAGCUGACCCUACAACCGGCCUCUACAAGCUGCCCGAGCCGUCUGAUUCUCCGGGCCUCUCAGCAGAAGCGAGUGAAGCUAGGAGAUCGCGCUUCCGGCUUCCAAUGUCUCGAUCGUCAUCCACUCAUAGUCUUUCCCGCCUUGGUCGACCCAGUCUGCGCAAGGAGAACUCAGCCGGCUCAUUAUCAGGGAAGGAUUCAAAUGGUAGCUUGGCGCCACCUCCGACGAGCGUUCCGCAAACAUCUGGAGCUGAGAAUAAUGGACAAGCCGCUCCUAGCAUUCCCGCAGUAAACGUGGAUCCAGCAGCAGUAGAUGACCAGGACCUCAAGAUGUACACUCUGCCCUUGGAGAUGAAGAACAAAGAGCGUUGGGAGGCGAAACAUAGCCCUACCUUGUACAUCAAAGCUAAGUAUCUUCCUUACAAGGCGUUGCGUCAACAAUUCUGGAGGGCUAUGCUCAAGCAGUAUGAUGCUGACGACAGUGGUCUGAUCGACAAGGUUGAGAUUACCACCAUGCUGGACACUUUGGGCUCGACUCUCCACGAAUCCACGAUUGAUGGCUUUUUCCGGAAGUUCUCAGGAGAGCAUAAUGGCGACGAGGUGCUCACCUUUGACCAAGCAGUGAUGUGCUUGGAGGAGCAGCUGCAGCGCGUCGAAGAGCGAGACGCUAAGAAGGGCUCGUUUGGACACCUUACAGCUUCAAGCAGCGACCUAUUUGCAUCGGGCACACAAACGCCUUCUCUUACCUCGGGCACACAAACGCCACUAAACGCGCACCCCUCUCAAACAUCGAUACCAGCACUGGAAACCGACCACCUUGGCGUUGAGGGAGAGGAAGGCGACGUCCUGCCCGGAGAUGACCUGGCAGAUGAGAAGGGCGAAGAACAUGUCAUUGAGAUCCGAGAAUGUCCUAUUUGCCACCAACCACGUCUGAACAAGAAAUCAGAUGCCGACAUCAUCACCCAUGUCGCUACCUGCGCUAGUCAGGAUUGGCGGCAAGUCAACAACAUUGUCAUGGCCGGUUUCGUUACUGCAAGCCAGGCGCAGCGCAAGUGGUACUCGAAGGUCAUCACAAAGAUCUCCUAUGGCGGAUACAAACUCGGAGCCAAUUCGGCCAAUAUCCUUGUUCAGGACCGCCUUACGGGACAGAUUAACGAGGAGCGCAUGAGUGUAUAUGUGAGACUCGGUAUCCGUCUGCUCUACAAGGGUCUCAAGGCGAACAAUAUGGAGAAAAAACGAAUUCGAAAGCUGCUGCGAUCCCUUAGUUUCAAGCAAGGCCGGAAGUACGAUGAUCCUGCAUCGGCGAGAGAGAUUGAGGGCUUUGUUGCCUUCCAUCAGCUUGACAUGUCUGAGGUUCUGCUCUCGAUCUCGGACUUCAAGAACUUUAACGAGUUCUUCUAUCGAGCUUUGAAGCCCGGGGCGCGACCGUGUUCGGCUCCUGAAGAUCCUAGAGUCAUUGUUUCUCCUGCGGACUGUCGGUCUGUGGUCUUCAACACCUUAGAUGCAGCUCAGGCGAUAUGGGUCAAGGGUCGUGAGUUCACAGUUCAACGAUUGUUGGGCGAUGCCUACCCUGAGGACGCGAAGCGCUAUGCAGGAGGAUCUCUCGGUAUCUUCCGCCUCGCACCGCAGGAUUACCACCGCUUCCACAUCCCUGUCGAUGGUGUCAUGGACGAACCAAAGACCAUCGAGGGUGAGUACUACACCGUAAACCCCAUGGCUAUUCGCUCGGCGCUCGACGUGUACGGCGAGAAUGUCCGCGUCUGUGUACCCAUUGAUUCAGUAGCCCAUGGACGGGUCAUGGUAAUCUGUAUUGGCGCGAUGAUGGUCGGAAGCACCGUCAUCACACGCAGCAAAGGAGACCAGGUCAAGCGAGCUGAGGAAUUGGGCUACUUCAAGUUUGGUGGAAGCACACUUCUGUUGCUUUUUGAGCCAGGCCAGAUGCGGUACGACGAGGACCUGGUCGACAACUCUAAAGCGGCUUUGGAAACUCUCGUUCGUGUUGGCAUGUCCAUUGGUCAUAGCCCCAACAGAGCUUCUUACACGCCUGAUAUGCGCAAGGAGAACCCUACGCACGAAGAGAAGCAAGACGCAAAACGUCGUAUCGAGGGCAGUCUGGCGCCAGAGGGAGUCCAGGGUCCGAUGCCGGGCGCAGGCUUCCAGUAG
This is a messenger RNA of Paraphaeosphaeria sporulosa, 3291 nucleotides long. RefSeq names its product phosphatidylserine decarboxylase proenzyme. The transcript has 6 exons. Bases 1 to 3291 code for a protein of 1096 amino acids. Gene Ontology annotation, molecular function: calcium ion binding; phosphatidylserine decarboxylase activity. Lineage: Eukaryota; Fungi; Ascomycota; Dothideomycetes; Pleosporales; Didymosphaeriaceae. The record is from RefSeq and is a predicted model, not a curated record. Gene Ontology annotation, biological process: phospholipid biosynthetic process.